This is a messenger RNA of Salpingoeca rosetta, 3956 nucleotides long. RefSeq lists its product as uncharacterized. Bases 276 to 3956 code for a protein of 1226 amino acids. Lineage: Eukaryota; Choanoflagellata; Craspedida; Salpingoecidae. The record is from RefSeq and is a predicted model, not a curated record. The transcript has 2 exons.
GCCACAGCCGCACAUCUGCCAGACAACCUGCCAUCACCGCCACCAUGAUGAAGUUCCGAACCUUCCAAAUCCUCGGCUCUCCUCGCUGUCCCCACUCUCCUCACUGUUGCUUCCCCCGUCUGCUCUCUUGGCCAGUGCAUCACACCCACCAUGCAAGCGAAAACAGAGCAGGGCACAGUCUGCACUGCUGACGCUUGACAAGGCCCGAUCCCUGCAACAACCAGAGAAACAAAAGCACCAGCAGGACCGCAACCCGGCUCGUGAGUUUACCAGCAAUGGCACCACAGCAGGUGCAGAUGCUGGCGCUGGUCGCUGCGCUUGUGGCGCUCGUUGUUGAGCGUUCGGACCCAACAGAUGCGCUGGUCAUCGCCAACAGUCGCCUGGAGGUGUGCGAGUCCACAAGCGCCACGAACCAGCCGCUGUCGUCACUCGGCGGCACUUGCAAGAAGAAACUCGUCAUGACCCUGUCCAUCGGCAACGGGCAGCAGCUGCCGGAGGUGGUGGAGGUCACCAACUACAUCGAGAACGGCCAGGAGAAGCCCCUUGGACAGCGAUAUCGCAUCUACCCGACCAAGAGUGACGCCUUCGUGAACUACCCGCUCGUGUACCAGUCGAGCAUCAACUCCCUCCCGUACGAGCACUGGUUCAAAGUCAAGCGCAGCAACACGCAGAUUGCGUUCUUCUUCGACCCAUGCCGCGACGCGCCAACGGCCGAGCACCCCACGUGCGGGUACUUCGUGCGCAAGGGCGAGCGCAUCCCCAACUCGCAGGGGUUCUGCUGCAAGUGCAAGUUCUUUUCUGGUGGCGGCAACAAUGCAUACAGGGGUAACCUCAAGUGCAGGCUGUACAGCCCGCACUACUCCUCGGCACACUGCCUGCGCUUUUGGCCCAACUGGUACGACGCAUGGGAGCUGGAUCGCGCGCAGGUCUCGCACACCAUCCGCCUCGCCGUGUACAAGGAGACAUCGUUCAACGGAACCAUACCCGAGCCAACCCAGGCGUGCAAGGACAGCAACGCGAGGCCAACGAGGCGCGUCAACGGGUUCGCCUUCUACUGCGUGGACGUGCUGUUGAUUGGCGUGCAGAACAAGGUUGCGCGCAGCACGAACGGCACCGUCAUCGCCACGUACCUGGGCGACCUCGCGCCAAGCAUUUUUCCGCACGACCUCACCACCCGCGUCCUGCUCACGCCCAACUUCUACCAGUUCGAGAACUCCACCGACCCCAUGUUCCCGUUCCGCCGCUCCCCCGCGCACUGGCUGCUGCUCGACAAGACAGACGUGGACCUGAGCGGCGAGACGUGCAACAAGCCGGGGGUCAGCUUCACCGCCUUCUACCAGCACGGGAAGAGCGGCGGGUGCAACAUGGACCCGUUCUCGUGCCUGGACAACCAGCCAGCGCACCUCGUCGCCCAGGACCUCGACCGGUUGGCCGCUGGUAGGGCGGCUCAGUACAUGGCAGGCAGGCUGGGGCCACCGCUUGUCAAGCGGCAAGCCGUCGGUGAGCGUGUGCAGAAUAUGCUGGCAUUCAAGGCCGACAUCCCGCAGGAAUCGCUCUACACGCUGGAGAUUGAGGCGGACGACAGCCGCAUCUUCGUGCUCGACGUCUCCUUCAGCAUCUUCGAGCUUGGCGUGUAUGGCCUGGCCUCCGUCUCUCGUGACAUCUUCCUGUGGAUUGAGCUUGCACGACUCGACAAGCGCCCGUCAACCGUGUACCUCAGCGUCGAGUGCUCAGACCUCGUCCUCCCCGUGCCGACAACAGCGAUAUCGUGGAAGCAGACAGACACGGGCCACCUCCGUGACGCCAUCAUCCCGCUCCGCACCAGCAGCACGCAGGAGGUCGUGCACACGUGCCGCGUCGAGGCCAAAAACGCCCGCGGGCGCAUCACAGACACCGGGUUUGUCGCCUUCAAGACCACUGCCACAUGCGCCUGCCUUGGGCUGUGCGACUGCACGUGCGUGGGGGAUCAGCCCGUCGCUUGCUGGGACGACGAUGAACCACUUGGCAACCGCGACGCAGAUCAAGGCGACGACGACGACGCCCUUGGCUUGGAUGACUUUGGUAAAGGUCUGGGCAAGUUCUUUGAUCGCCUGGGGCUCAGCCUGCCGGGCGUGCUUGGCAUUCUUGGCGGCCUCGCUGCGCUGGGCGGCCUGGCCAUGUGCAUGAAGUUUGGGCUGCUGCCAUCCAUGCUGUCGUGCGGCACACGCGCGCUGUGCUCCGCCUGUGGGUGCGGCAUGUGCGGUGGUGACGAGGACGACGAUGGCAUGGGCGGCAACACCACCACCAACAACACCAACAGCAGCAACCCCACGCGCAGCAUCUGGGGCCGGCGACAGGCCAACACCCGCCCGACAACCACCAGGCGUGGCCGCACCCGCAACAGGAGGGAUGCACGUCGCCCGCGUGUCGAUCGAUACGGCAGACCUGUGCCGCGGGGGCGAGACGACGGGCGGCGUGGGCGCAGGGAGCGGGAGUUGAGGCGCAGGAGGGCAAAGGAGACGCACAUUGGGUGCUUUGUGGACAAGCAUGGCAGGUACUACGUCAAGGGUGCAGACGGCAAGCGGAAGUACGUGCACAGGAAGAAAGACUUGAGGAAGGUGGAGAAGAUGGAGCGGAGGAGACUGAAGGCGAUGAGGAGGGCGGAGGAGAAGAUGAGGAAGAGAGAGGCACGAGGCAGGCGAGGUGAGAGGGACUUGAGCAAUCGGAAGGAAGCACAGGUGAAGACGAAGAUGAAGAAGGAGCAGAUCAAGAUGAACGCGGUGCUGAAAGGAAAGACGGGCAAGGCAGCAAAGGUGGCACUGGAAAAGCACAACAAGCGCAUGCGAAAGUACGCCAAGGAUCUACGCAAGGCGCAGGUCAAGGGCGAGCGACGUCGAGUGGACAAGAGGAACAAGGCUCUUCACAAGACAAUGGGGAGUGCCGCUCGUCAUCGCGGGCGCAUUGGUGCUGUACCGCCACCACCGCCACCACUGCCACCGCAAGCAACGGGAGCAGCAGCAGCAGGAGCAGUUGUGAUGGCGGGUGCGUACGACCCAGUGCACGAGCGCUACUUGCAAGAACGCGAGCGGCAAAUCCAGCUUCGCACGCAGCUUCAACACCAGCAACAACAGCACCAGCAGCACGCGUUUCAGCGCGCGUCCAUCCGCACACGCCGUGUUGGUGAGGAUGAUGAUGCGUGGAUGUCAGACAUGAUUCGCAGGCACAACCGCCCGCUUGCACGCGGCCUGUCACACCUGACAUCAGCCUUCUCGCUGGUUUCGCGUGGUGGCAGCGACCGCCGCCGGUUCACACGGCGCAGGCAAACGCAACGCAGACGCAGCUAUGGUGAUCGCCAUGACGGUCGUGGUGGUGGCAAUGGUGGUCGUGGUGGGGACAAUGGUCUUGGGGAGUACAUGUCAGUUGGCUAUGCCAGCUCCACCACGACGCUGUGUUCUGUUGCGCCGCCACGCCAUCAGCAGAAGCAGCAGCAGCAGCAGCAGCAGGUGCCAGUGGUGCAGGUGCACAUUCAGCAGCCGCAACCAGUAAUGCAACAGCAACAGCAGCAACAGCAACAGCCUCCAUCCGGGGUCGUGGCACAGACACUGCCACGGCCUCCUCCAUCACAACAACAGCAGCAACAGCAGCAGCAACAGCAGCAGCAGACACGCCAGCUGCGCCCUGUUGUGUUGGCGACGCCGCCGCCCCCACCGCCGCGCCAAUUCCCACCAGCACCAUCUGCACCACCGCGCGAGGGGGACCCACACGAGAGCACAGAGAAGCAGCAGAAGCGGCAGCAGCAGCAGCAGCAUGAUGGGAGUGCUGUGACAUCGACCGCUACUGGCAGUGGUAGUGGCAGUGCAAGUCAUGCCGCGGCGAUGUUUGAUGAAAUAUUCACACAGGACCACGUCAGCAUCCCGGAGACCCAACAGCAGCAGCAGCAGCAGCAACAGGGGAAGGGCUCAGGCACAAAGCAGUAA